GUCAAUUAGAAUAAUAGAGACAGCAUACAGAACCAGGAUGACUUUCAGUGUGUGGUUGUUAGUGUGUUUCUGUGGUUUAACUUUGGGCCAGGAAGGUUUACCUCAAACAGAAGUCGCUUCUGAAACCGGGUCAUGCUUUCCUGACAUGUGUAAGUUCCUCAAAGAGUUUGGAGCCAUGAAAGAGAAACAAGAAGUCAUGGAAACGAGGCAGACGGAGACUGAAAACCAAGUUCUAGUACUGAGGAAGAAAGAUGCAUCCAACAUAGCAUUUAGUGCUGCAACUGGUGGCAGUGGAAGCAUUGGACCCUUCAACACAGACACAACCAUAAUCUACAGAAGACUAAUAAUCAAUGUGGGCAAUGCCUACAAUCAGCACACAGGUAUCUUCGGUGCACCAGUUCCAGGCAUAUACUACUUCACCUUCUUUUAUCAUGCCGGAGGAUCACAAGUUGCCAGUCUAUCCCUGAUGAAGAACAACGAGGCAGUUGUGACAACCUCUGACCACCAAACAUCACAUGAUGGGGCUGAUAAUGGAGGCAAUGCAGCUUUCCUGCAACUGCAACAAGGAGACCAAGUGUACGUGCGGAUGCCUGCAAACUGUCACGUCUGGCAGAAUGAUUACCUCACCACCUUCAGUGGUGUUCUUCUGCGUCCACUCUGAAAUAAACUAUAUAUGCUACGCUACUAUACGCUUAACGUAUAAGCUUUUUAAUAAAUUUCUUGUCUCCAAACUAAAUUUACUGUUAACA
This is a messenger RNA of Xiphophorus maculatus (southern platyfish), 749 nucleotides long. Its product is annotated as collagen alpha-1(VIII) chain-like. Gene Ontology annotation, molecular function: protein binding. The record is from RefSeq and is a predicted model, not a curated record. The coding region runs from base 38 to 661 and encodes 207 amino acids. The transcript has 3 exons. NCBI's taxonomy places the organism in Eukaryota, Metazoa, Chordata, Actinopteri, Cyprinodontiformes, Poeciliidae.